AUGAAUCUAUGUUUGAUUAAAGAUGGACAAGAGAUUAGUAUUGGAGAAGAUGAUGCUUUGCUAUCAGAUUUUGGAUCAACAACAGAUUUUAUCAUCAAAAUAUUAAAUCAUAAAAGUACAACAACAGAUAUUGGAGAAAAGAGUCAUGUGCCAAUAAAUACAAAUCAUCGACGCCACAGAUGCCAAAUGGAUGUGAUGGAAUUCGAGACAUCUCUUGCCAAGUAUAAAUACUUGGUAUCAAUAAUCAACUGCUACACAAAAUAUAGAUGGAUGGUUCCAAUCAAAAAGAAUGAUGCUCAAUCAAUAGUGAAUGCAUAUGAUUCCAUUGAAGAUAUUAGAAAUGAACCCUUUGAGAUACUUCAAACUGGCAAAGGAAAAGAAUUAAACUAUGAAUUAAUAGAGACCUAUUGCAAAAAGGUUGGAACCAAGAAAAUAAACUCUUCAAUUGGUCAACCCCACUGGAACGGUGGAAUAGUAAAAUCAACAAGGGAUGCUCUCUCCAAAUAUGUAGACAUGACAAAUUGGGAGACACAUAUACCACAUAUACAAGAAUCUCUUAACAACCAAAUGCAUAACACAAUUAAAAUGGAGCCAAAAACCUGUGAGAAAUUUAUAGAUCCAGAUGGAUCAAAAAUAAAGUUACACUGUCUGUAUUCAAUCUAA
Cavenderia fasciculata is the source of this 663-nucleotide messenger RNA. RefSeq lists its product as uncharacterized. The transcript has 3 exons. The coding region runs from base 1 to 663 and encodes 220 amino acids. Gene Ontology annotation, biological process: DNA integration. Gene Ontology annotation, molecular function: nucleic acid binding. NCBI's taxonomy places the organism in Eukaryota, Evosea, Eumycetozoa, Acytosteliales, Cavenderiaceae. The record is from RefSeq and is a predicted model, not a curated record.